Mustela erminea (ermine) is the source of this 1851-nucleotide messenger RNA. RefSeq names its product carbonic anhydrase 2 (gene CA2). The record is from RefSeq and is a predicted model, not a curated record. Gene Ontology annotation, cellular component: cytoplasm. The transcript is spliced from 6 exons. Gene Ontology annotation, molecular function: carbonate dehydratase activity; zinc ion binding. Bases 644 to 1156 code for a protein of 170 amino acids. Lineage: Eukaryota; Metazoa; Chordata; Mammalia; Carnivora; Mustelidae.
GUCAGCACGGCCGCCAGACUCCGCACCCAGGAGGGGGAUGGGGUGCUCCUAGACGCUUGCCAGCCCCAGUCCCAUCCAGGAGCCCGGGAACCGCCGCCGCCGCCGCCACCACGCGCGCCCAGAGCUUGGAGCCUCGUUGCCAGCCCAGGGACCCGGGGCCCGGGCCGCGGGCCGAGGGGAGCCGGGGGGCAGGAGAGGAGGUCCUGAGCCCGGCAGAGCGCCCGCCGAGAGGGCGUUCUCCCCGCCCCCGGUGCCUCGCCCGCCUGACCCGCCCCAAGCACUGGGAGAUCACCUCCGCCCGUCACCUCCUCCUCCCCUCAUCCAGGUCCACCCGGGGCUCCCUCCCCCGGGCCGCCCCCGAAACGCGAAGUUGGCGGGAGCCUAUAAAAGCCGGUGACGGCGCGACCCGCGGACACACGGUGCAGGCGCCCGAGGAGCAGCCGCCUCUAGAACGGCGCCAACUCCUGCCCUGCCUCGACCAGCCGCACGACCAUGGCCCAUCACUGGGGAUACGGCAAGCACAACGGACCCGAGCACUGGCAUAAGGAGUUCCCCAUUGCCAAGGGACAGCGCCAGUCCCCUGUUGACAUCGACACCAAAGCAGCCAUUCAUGACCCUGCCCUGAAGGCUUUGUCUCCUUCCUAUGAGCAAGCGGUUUCUCGCAGGAUCAUCAACAACGGUCACUCUUUCAACGUGGAAUUCGAUGACUCCCAGGACAAAGCAGCUUCACUUGGUUCACUGGAACACCAAAUAUGGGGAUUUUGGAAAAGCUGUGCAGCAACCUGAUGGACUGGCUGUUUUGGGUAUUUUUUUGCAGAUUGGUGAUGCCAGACCAGGCCUACAAAAAGUCCUCGAUGCCCUGGAUUCCAUAAAGACAAAGGGUAAGAGUGCGGACUUCACCAACUUUGACCCUCGUGGCCUCCUUCCUGGAAGUCUGGACUACUGGACCUACCCAGGCUCACUGACCACUCCUCCCCUUCUGGAAUGCGUGACCUGGAUCGUGCUCAAGGAGCCCAUCAGCGUUAGCAGCGAGCAGAUGAUGAGAUUUCGUAAGCUUAAUUUCAAUAAGGAGGGCGAGCCUGAAGAACUGAUGGUGGACAAUUGGCGCCCAGCUCAGCCACUGCACAGCAGACAGAUUAAUGCGUCCUUCAAAUAAGAUGGCCCCAGAGCCCACAUCCAGAUAGUGGAUAUUCGGGAUAUUAGCUAAGCACAGAUCUACCUUGGUGAAUCGGACCUUGGCUGCUUUGCGUCUGGUUUUCUAGAUCCUUAUCUCUCACCUGUUGUCCUCAUUAGUAAAAUGUGAAGAACUUGACCAGUUGUCGUGCUUGACCGAAUUGCUGUGACUGGUGCUUUGGUUCUGGUAAUAGCCUUUCUGUAGGAGAGAAUAUAAUAUAAGGAAUAAGAGAACAAAGCAUCUUGACUUUGUUCGUAGCACAUGGGGUGAUGAGCACAGACAAUUGUUCACAAAAAUGCUAACUUUAAAACAUAGGAAAGUAGAAUGAUUGAGUGCAAAUCCAUUCCAUGAGAUAAAUUGAGCUGUGUAAUGUAAAUCAGGUGAAAUAGUCAUGAUUCUAUGUAAUGUAAAUCAGAUGAAAUAAAUGUUUAUGAUUCCGAGAUACUAUAUUCAAGAAAAAAAUUUUAAAUUCUUAUAUAUUUGUAGCAAUGUUAUCUGGAAAAUGAAUUAUGUUGUAAUUUAGUGACUUUUGAAUUACAGAGAUGUAAAUGAAGUAUUAUCUGUAAAAUUGUUAAAAUUAUAGUUGUAAUACAGAGUAUAUUUCCAUUCAAAUAAUAUAUCAUAACUUAAUAAAUAUUGUAUUUUAGAUAUAUUCUCUAAUAAAAUUUGGACUUCUA